CAGAUGGGGUUUCACCUUUGGACGGCCGAAUGUGCCCUCUAAGGCCCAUCGUUUGUGACAUCGCGGUUGACCAUCAGGCGAGCCCGGGAUGAUGACCGCCCCCUUGCAGGACACCGGCCACCGCCGGUGGUCCACAGUCGGUGCCAGGAUAUUAUGAAGUCGCGGUACCGCGCUCUGGAGGAGUCCGAACUGAACGACAUCAUGCGGAAAUUCAGCCUGAUCCGCGAAGCUGAGGUGAGCGAGGAGGUGCGUCAGCAGCUGCGCAUGCCGACCUUCGACAGCUGGCAGUGGACGCACGAAGAGAUGCUCCUGCUGCUGCAGCAGAUGUUCAUCGACCUCGAACUCAUGACGCGCUUCGCGCUGGAAGUGUCCACUCUGCGCCGCUUCCUGCUGCGCGUGUUUGAGAACUACAACGUUGUGCCCUUCCACAACUUUCGUCACGGGUUCUGCGUGACGCAAAUGAUGUACUCGAUGGUGUGGGCAUGCGACCUGAUGUCGCGGACAGAGCCGCUGGACGUGUUCAUCCUGCUGAUCGCCUGCAUCUGCCACGACCUCGACCACCCCGGCUACAACAACAUCUACCAGAUCAACGCCGGCACCGACCUGGCGCUGCGCUACAAUGACGUCUCGCCGCUGGAGAACCACCACUGUUCGGUGGCGUUCAGCAUCCUGCACGAGCCCGACUCGAACCUACUGGCCGGCCUGGACGGCGAGGACCAGCGGCGAGCGCGCGACGGCAUCAUCCGCUGCAUCCUGGCCACGGAUAUGGCGCGCCACAACGAGAUCAUCGACCAGUUCCGAGAGGUGCUCGACGAGUUCGACUUCGGCGAGCCGGUGCACGUGAAUCUGCUAUCGAUGGUCCUCAUCAAGAUUGCAGACAUAUCCAAUGAGGCCCGCCCCGUUCCAGUAGCGGACCCUUGGAUUGAUUGCUUGCUACAGGAGUUCUACAACCAGAGCGACCGUGAGAAAGAGGAGGGUCUACCGGUGACGCCAUUCAUGGACCGAGAGAAGGUUAACAAAGCGGCUUCCCAGUGCAACUUCAUCUCCUUUGUGCUGAUGCCGCUCUUUACCGCCGCGGCGGAACUGCUGAAAGAGUUGGAGGGUCUGGUGCUGGAGCCGGCGCGGCAGGCGCUCGAACACUACUCGCGACCUGAACGACGCGUCGCGCUCGGCGCGCUCAACGAGGCGGAGGUCAGCGAGCGCUCGGCCAAGUUCAAGAUCGCCACGCGCACCGACUCGAUGUGUCGCCGCGUCAGCGAGGACUGCGCCGCGGUGGCGGCGGCGGUCGCGCCGGCCGCGGGCUCGCCCGGCGACGGGCAAACGAUGCGGUUCUCGCGCUACUUCCGCUGGAUGACCCCCAAGCCCGGCUACCUGCGCUCGCUGGUGCUCAGGAAGCGCGAACACUUGGUGGGCGGCCGCAAGGACACAAGCUAG
This is a messenger RNA of Pollicipes pollicipes, 1434 nucleotides long. Its product is annotated as high affinity cGMP-specific 3',5'-cyclic phosphodiesterase 9A. NCBI's taxonomy places the organism in Eukaryota, Metazoa, Arthropoda, Thecostraca, Pollicipedomorpha, Pollicipedidae. Gene Ontology annotation, molecular function: 3',5'-cyclic-nucleotide phosphodiesterase activity. The record is from RefSeq and is a predicted model, not a curated record. The coding region runs from base 154 to 1434 and encodes 426 amino acids. Gene Ontology annotation, biological process: signal transduction. The transcript is spliced from 9 exons.